UCAGCUAGAAAAAAGAAAAAACUUUUUUGGUUACAUUAUUGAAUCAUUGAUUUGCCAUAGGCUUGAGCCUGUUGGGCUUUUAAGAAAUUCAUAAAAUGGCCCAUUAGCUUGAAACGACGCUUGAAUCAGACCAAAAGAACAAGAGACGCAAAGCAGUUAGCCACUUAAUGAACUCAUUGAGGCAUUUCAACAAACAGGUAACAAGCGUUACAAUGUUUCUCAAGAACACAAAUAUUUGCUACCACAAGCUGAAGUCAAAACCAUCGCUUAUCAAUUAUUUAACUCGAAGUUUCUCAGUUUGGUCUAUGAAGAAAGACCCUGAUCUUGAAUCAGCACUAUCAAGAAACCGUAGAUGGAUAGUCAAUAACCAAAUCAAAAACAUAAUAUUAAGGUACCCUAAUCAAGUUAUUCCUGCUAAGUCUCUACAGAAGAAGUUCAAGAGCCUUGAUCUUCAAGGUAAAGCACUCAAUUGGCUAAAGAAAUACCCGUGUUGUUACGAUGUGUUUCUUGAUCAGGAUGAGUAUUACUGUCGAUUAACUAAGCGAAUGGCGUUUUUAGUAGAGGAGGAAGAGUCUGUCAAGGAAAUGCAAGAGUCUAUACUCGCGGAGCGGUUAGCUAAGCUGUUGAUGAUGAGUGUGAAUCACAAGCUUAAUGUUGUUAAACUUGGUGAGUUGAAGAGAAAUUUUGGAUUCCCUGAUGAUUAUUUGCUUAGAAUUGUUCCGAAGCAUUCGGAUAUGUUUCGACUUGUUAAUUAUAGUGGAAGAAAGAGUUCAAUGGAGAUUGAGCUUUUGUCAUGGAAACCUGACUUGGCAGUUUCUGCUGUUGAAGUGUCUGCUAAAAAGCAGGGCUCUGAACCUUGUUUUACAGGUUCAUUGCCUUCAACAUGGGUUACAUCAUUGGAAAGAUUUCGUGAAUUUAAUUCGACGCCUUAUAUUUCACCUUAUGUGGAUUCGAGAGGCUUGUCGGAGGAUUCGAAAGAGAUGGAGAAAAGAAACGUGGGUUUAGUGCACGAGUUGCUGUCGUUGACCCUGUGGAAGAAGUUGUCCAUUAUGAAACUAGGGCAUUUUAGCAGAGAGUUCAAUUUACCGGAUAAGCUGAAUGUAUUUGUGCUCAAGCAUCCUGGUAUAUUUUACGUGACGAACAAGUAUCAGAUUUAUACUGUUAUCCUAAGGGAAGGGUAUAAUGGAUCGGAGUUGAUUGAUAAAGACCCACUUGUUGUGGUGAAGAAUAAAUUUGGUGAGUUGAUGCAGGAAGGGCUGCAUGAGUAUAAUCAGAGGCGACGCUCGAUCAAUCUAGAGAACAAGAAAAAGAAGGGAAUUGUUUCGUUAAGGCCUGAGAGAGUGAAGGAGAAUGACAAUGAAAUGCCAGAGCAAGAUGCUGCUGGUGCUAAUAAGUUAGGAGGUUUGUUCAAUCCGGAGGAAAGAAAACGAUUUUAUAAAGUUCUUUUUGAUGAUGAUCGGCCAUAAAAUAAAUGGUUGUUCUUUUGUUGUUUUUCUAGUAUCACAGGUUGUGUAUGAAUCCCAGUUAUAGAGUUAGUAUGCAGGAAAUCAUGCAGUUCGUAUAUUAUUAUACUCCUUUCUGAUGCCUA
Molecule: messenger RNA, 1588 nt
Organism: Mercurialis annua (annual mercury)
Lineage: Eukaryota; Viridiplantae; Streptophyta; Magnoliopsida; Malpighiales; Euphorbiaceae
Product: protein WHAT'S THIS FACTOR 1 homolog, chloroplastic
Exons: 1
Coding region: 168-1466 (432 amino acids)
Molecular function (GO): RNA binding
Source: RefSeq, a predicted model, not a curated record